Corythoichthys intestinalis (scribbled pipefish) is the source of this 3804-nucleotide messenger RNA. It is a transcript of the gene tnni3k, whose product is annotated as TNNI3 interacting kinase. Gene Ontology annotation, molecular function: ATP binding; protein kinase activity; protein binding. Gene Ontology annotation, cellular component: cytoplasm. Gene Ontology annotation, biological process: protein phosphorylation; signal transduction. NCBI's taxonomy places the organism in Eukaryota, Metazoa, Chordata, Actinopteri, Syngnathiformes, Syngnathidae. The coding region runs from base 1002 to 3509 and encodes 835 amino acids. The transcript is spliced from 25 exons. The record is from RefSeq and is a predicted model, not a curated record.
UGAAUGAGUCUUUCUUCAAGGAAUGCUUCAACAGUUUUAGCUCUGUGACAUGAUGCAUUGUCAUCUUGGAAAAUGACAAACAUAUUUUCAAUUGAAGGGAUAAGAAAGCUGUCUAAAAUUUCAAUGUAAACUUGUGCAUUUAUUGAAGGUUUAACCACAGUGCCUUUGCCUAACAUGCAGCCCCAUAUCAUCAAGGACUGAGAGAAUUUUGAUGUCUUCUUCAGGCAAUCAUCUUUGUAAAUCUCACUGGAACGGCACCAAACCAAAGUUCCAGCAUCAUCACCUUGUCAAAAGUCGAGAAUCUGCAUUGGACAAGGUGUCAAGAGUCAAGAAUCUGCAUUGGACAAGGUGAUGACACUGGAACUUUUGUUUGGUGCUGUUCCAGUGAGACCUUAAAUGGCCCAAAAUUACCAAAUUGCCUGGCAUUAACUGCCACUGACAGCCAUAGACGUCCAAUCCAUUUGAACCACCUCCUUGGACGUCUACUAGUGAUAAACUAAUUCCAAUUCACACGAGAAGCUUGUUUUUCUGUUAAUUAGUUGUUUGUAGAAUAUCCUAGAAUGAUUUCAUGACCAAUGUAUUGAUAAUCGUUGUAUCGUCAUAUCGUGAGAUCGUUAUCGUGAGCUUUGAAUCGCAAAUCGUAUCGUAUCGUGAGGAACCAAGAGGUCCCACUCCUAAUGAUAAAUGAUAUAAACUGUCUCAUUCAAAUAGAGACAAUAUUAUGAACUCAUUCUCUGCCAUUGACGGCAAUAGACGUCUAAUCCAUUUUGACUAGGAGGUCUGGCAGCGCUCAAAUUUCCUCAUGUCCUCAAACCUGUCAAACACACUCACGUGUCACGGCGAUGAAGGGAGAUCAGUUGUCAGAGUUUGUUCGCCACUAUUAUUUUUAGCCUGCCGCCGUGAUCCCCUCUUUAUCUGGAUGUGUGCAAUUGUGGCGGAGGGAACGAUUGUAUGACCGACUGCCGGUUCGCCAGCAACAUACAGCACGCAGGAGCUUAUCAAUGGGGAACUACAAAUCCAGACCAUCACAGACCUGUACAGAUGAGUGGAAAAAGAAAGUGAGCGAGUCGUACUCUGUAAUCUUGGAGAAGCUGGAAGAUGACCUCCAACUCAAAGAUAGCGAGCUCGUGGACCUCAAACUUGCGUUCAGCUCCGACGAAGCGUUUCAGAAGGUGAACUUGAACUACCGGACAGAGAGAGGCCUGUCCUUGCUGCAUCUCUGCUGUGUGUGCGAAGGUAAUAAAGGACAUAUCAGUUCUUUAAUGGUCAAAGGUCUUCGGCCUUCCAGAUUAACCAGGAAUGGAUUCACUGCACUUCACUUGGCUGCGUAUAAGGAUAACGGUGAGCUGGUUACCGCGCUCCUCCACGGGGGAUCGGACGUGCAGCAGCUUGGCUACGGGGCCCUCACAGCGCUCCAUGUCGCCACGUUGGCUGGACACAUGGAGGCGACUGAUAUUCUCCUCCAACAUGGGGCUUCUGUCAAUGUUCAGGAUGCUGUGUUUUUUACUCCAUUGCAUAUCGCCGCCUAUAAUGGCAAUGAGCAGCUCACCAAACUGCUGCUGAAGUUUGGUGCGGACGUGAACGCCAGCGGAGAAGUGGGUGACAGGCCACUGCAUCUGGCCGCAGCCAAGGGAUUCCUCGAUAUCAUUGCACUUUUGGUCGGGGAAGGAGGAAAAGCAAAUGUGAAUGCUCAAGACAACGAGGACCACGUGCCCCUCCACUUCUGCGCCCGUUUUGGCCACCAUGAGGUCGUUCGUUUCCUUCUUCAGGGCAACUUUGACGCACAAGCGCACGCCGCCAACAUCUACGGAGACACGCCGUUACACUUAGCUUGCUAUAAUGGCAAAUAUGAUGUGGUGAAGGAGAUUAUCCAGCUGUCUGGUACAGAAAGUCUCAUCAAGGAGAAUAUUUUUAGCGAGACUUCGCUGCACAGCGCAUGCACCUAUGGCAAAGACCUGGAGAUGGUUAAGUUUUUGCUGAGCCAGAAUGCAAUGAGCAUCAACCACCAGGGAAGAGAUGGGCACACAGCCCUGCAUAGCGCCUGUUUUCACGGUCACAUCCGCCUAGUGCAAUUCCUGCUGGACAACGGUGCCGACAUGAAUCUGGUAGCUUGCGAUCCCAGUCGGUCUAGCGGGGAGAAGGAUGAGCAGACCUGCCUCAUGUGGGCUUAUGAGAAAGGUCACGAUGCGAUCGUCACGUUGCUAAAACACUACAAGCGCCCCGAUGACUCCCCCUGCAAUGAGUACUCUCAGCCAGGAGGGGACGGAUCGUAUGUUUCUGUGCCGUCCCCUCUGGGGAAGAUCAAGAGCAUGACGAAAGAGAAAGCAGAAGUUCUUCUCCUGAGGGCCAGCCUCCCUUCUCAUUUCCAUCUUCAACUCUCAGAGCUGGAAUUUAAUGAAAUUAUUGGAUCAGGCUCCUUUGGCAGGGUUUACAAAGGCAAGUGCCGCAACAAAAUAGUGGCAAUAAAACGCUACAGAGCCAACACAUACUGCUCCAAGUCAGACGUGGACAUGUUCUGCCGCGAGGUGUCCAUCCUGUGUCGCCUCAACCACCCUUGCAUCAUUCAGUUUGUGGGCGCCUGUCUGGACGACCCUAGCCAGUUCGCCAUCGUCACUCAGUACAUCUCAGGAGGGUCGCUCUUCGCACUGCUGCACGAGCAGAAAAGGCUUAUUGAUCUGCAGUCCAAGCUCAUCAUCGCCAUGGACGUGGCUAAAGGGAUGGAGUACCUGCACAACCUCACCCAGCCGAUCAUCCACAGAGACCUCAACAGUCAUAAUAUUCUUCUCUAUGAAGAUGGGCAUGCAGUCGUGGCUGAUUUUGGUGAGUCCAGAUUCCUUCAGUCUGUGGAUGAGGACAACAUGACCAAGCAACCAGGAAACCUGCGAUGGAUGGCUCCUGAAGUCUUUACCCAGUGUACUCGCUACUCAGUCAAGGCAGACAUGUUUAGCUACGCACUCUGUCUGUGGGAGCUGCUGACCGGAGAGAUUCCUUUUGCACAUUUGAAGCCUGCUGCCGCCGCAGCGGACAUGGCCUACCAUCACAUCCGGCCUCCUGUCGGCUACUCCAUCCCUAAACCCAUCUCAGCACUUCUGAUGAGAGGAUGGAACGCAUGUCCAGAGGAUCGUCCAGAGUUUUCUGAAGUGGUCACCAACCUGGAGGAGUGCUUAUGCAAUGUUGAGCUGAUGUCACCAGCCUCCAGUAACAGCAGCGGCUCUUUGUCACCCUCGUCGUCCUCCGACUGCCUGCUGGCUCGAGCCGGGCCAAGUCGGGGUCACGUGGCUGCUCUGCGGUCUAGGUUCGAGUUGGAGUAUGCGCUCAAUACUCGGGCCUACGCCUUCUGGAGUCAGAGCGAGCGAAGGCGUGCAUCUGGAGGCCUCUCAUUGGAGGAAAUAAGGCGAAGCAUGCAGUUUUCUCCCAUAGAUCGCAAUGGUUACGUGUCUGACCCUAUGAGCACCAUGCGAUUCUGCUCCUCCUUCAGCAGCAAUGGCAGCUUUGAAGACAGUAACUAACAUAGUCUAACGGUAACUAACAAUAACUAACAUAUUUUAAGUGGUGGCGAAGCUGUAUAUACUUGUACUAACGUGAAGGUUUUUGUUGGGUAUUAGAUUGUACCUGUUAUUUUUUAGUACGUAUUAAGUAUUUGUCAUGCUACUGUUUUAUAGUCCUAAAAUGAUCAAUAAAUCUCUAUAAGUCCCAUGCAUUUUAUAUACAGUAUCUUAAAGCAGAGGUCUCAAACUUGCAGCCUGGGGGACCAUUGAGGCCCGUGGGACAAUAUUUUGUGGUUCCCUAUUCGGCCCAUAAAUA